AACCCUGACGGCGGGGGAAGGGAGAGUGCGUGGUGAAGUGAUGGCGGGCGCCUAUGGUUGCGGCCUUGUCCUGUCACUCUGGUCGCUACUGUGUCUGCUUGUGUUGGCGAAGAGCGAGGAGAACAAGAAUUUUGAAGAUAUCAGGUGCAAGUGUAUUUGUCCACCAUACAAAGACAACGCAGGUCACAUUUAUAACAAAAAUGUAUCGCAGAAGGAUUGUGACUGCCUACAUGUUGUUGAUCCCAUGCCAGUUGCUGGACAAGAUGUUGAAGCUUACUGCUUGAGAUGUGAAUGCAAAUAUGAAGAAAGAAGCACAGUUACAAUUAAGGUAACAAUCAUCAUAUAUUUGUCUAUUCUGGGCUUACUGCUGCUUUAUAUGAUUUAUCUGACAAUGGUGGAACCCUUGCUGAAGAAACGUUUGUUACGUUCCCGGCUGCUACAGAAUGAAGAUGACUUUGGGGACACACAGCCAUUUGCCAAUGCCCAUGAAGUGCUGUCCCGUUCUCGGUCACGCUCCAACGUUUUGAAUAAAGUUGAAUAUGCACAGCAGCGCUGGAAGAGACAAGUUCAAGAACAAAGGAAAUCGGUCUUUGAUCGCCAUGUUGUCCUCAGCUAAAAACACUGCCUCUUAAAGUACAUGCAGGAAAAUAGGAAGAGAACAGUCAGUGGACCUACAGAAACAAACUGUCUGACAAUUUUCUUUGUGUUCCUGUCCUACCUGCUCUUGGAAUUUUUUUAAUCUUUGGUUAUUUGAGAAAAUAGUAUAGUAAUCAUGUCAGUAGUUUGCUAUUAUUUCAAUAUCAUCAUUUCCACAUAAUUAUUUUGAUAGUUUUCCCCCUAAAUUAUAAUAUAGUUGUGGAACAAAUGCCACAACAUAACAAGUGAUAAAUUAAUUACAAAGUGGAGCUAUAAGUUAAUAUUUUUUCCUGGAUGUUUUAAUCAUGGUGCAGUUACAGAAAAAUUAUUUGGCAAUAACACAGGACAUUGACAGAAGACUAAAACUUGCGGCUCUUGAUAUAAUCAUAGAAUGACUGUUAUUGAAACUCAUUCUUUUCGGCGCUCUCCCAGCACUCCCUGUCCUGGAGGAAGUGCCUAAGAUUUUUGUUGACACCCAACACCUCCUUUUCAUUUUUGUUUUUAAACUAACAUCUUUUAAUGAUGUAGUGACGCCUAAGGAUGAUAACUGUAAACAUAAUUAUGAUGAUAAUUAAUCAACCAUUAUGGUAAGGGGUACAUGUUUCCCCACCACCCCCUCCCCUGGGAACUGUUUGCAGCUUAUUAGAUAUAUUGUAAAAAUAUUAAAAUGCAUAACCUACAAUUACACAGGUGAAAAUAACUAGUUUUGAUCAUAGUUGCAGACCCAAACAUUACAAAAAUAGCCUAAUAACAUUUUGAAAAAUGGUGCUAGAGUUACAGAAAUUUUUACACCAGUGUUGAUUCAAAAUGCCUUGUUCUCCAUUGUACAGUUAAAAGAAGGAUUUUGCAGUUGAUCAGAAAUCUUAGUUUUUCCUUGCCCUUCUCUCCUGAAGACAGCAACUGAAUCUGAUGCACAGUUGCAUUAGUGCCAGCAACUCCCUUCCUGUUAAGUUGCUCAAGUAUUGGUGAUGACAUCGUAUUGGUAAGCUAUUCCACUGUGGGAAACACCAUAGCUAUUCUUAACCCUUUCCACACCAAACAUCCAUGUGCAUUUUCUGGUAGAGCUUACUGAAUGCUGGUUGGGAGCAGGCACUCUGACUAAUUAAUCCCCCCUUCACCUCAGUAAUGGGCACGGGACCAUGUGUAGUGUCUUUUCUCCUCACCCCCGUCCCCUUAUUGCAUCAAAUCAGCCAACUCAAUACAAUGAAGAGAUUGAAUCAGAGAUCACCCUGAUCUGUAUCAUUCAGUACAGUGACACACAAUAUAUUUACCCAAGAGGAGCCUUAGCCUUAAUGUGUAAUUAGAUGUUAACACAAUAGUGGCCUGUGUUUUUUUUCUAUUAUUAUAGUAUUUUAAGCAUUGCUUCAAAAAUCUCUGAAAUACAUUUUUUUUCUUUUCAGAUGGUCGCUGGGCUAGUAGGUUUCUGUCCAUAUUGUUUUGUAACCAACUGCCAGGGGCUGUUGGAGUACCUAAAGUUACUUUGACAGUUCUUUUUCUGUUGACUACACUCCACCACCACCGUCCCAUACACAUGCAAUAAAUGGCAUAAUUGAAACUAACUUGCCAAGUGAAGAAAAAUAGGCAUCAUGACCUGCCAAUCAAUGUAUAGCAUGUUACAGUCAUAGUGUGCUGCACCAACACUUUCCCGGUCUAAUUUUAACUGUUCACUGAAUGCCACUUAAAGUUGUGAGAAAAUAGUUUGCUUAUAAAAGCAUAUGUGUUUUUUUUUAAACUGGCAAACUCCUAUAUUGGACUCUGAUGAGACACUAAAUUUCUGGCAUAUUUAACUUGGGAUCAAAACAGAUCAUGCCACAAGAAGGUUUACAAGAAGUAAGGCAUUAAGAAACGCAAAUUGCAAGUACUUAAAUACUACAUUCUGCACAAUUAAUGACUAAAAUGUGGAAUUGUUUAGGAAUUGAUUAGAACUACAUAAUACUAGUGCUUUAAUUUAGGCUGUUUUUCUCCCUCAGUGAUCUCCCCACUUCCACCCUUCUCCUUCCUAAUGAUACCAAUGUGUAUAUACUGGGACCUAAAUUUUGUUUUUAUAAGCUGCAAUUAAUAAAUAAAAAAUGACUUUUAAA
Messenger RNA from Carcharodon carcharias (great white shark), 2717 nucleotides. It is a transcript of the gene tmem9b, whose product is annotated as TMEM9 domain family, member B. Gene Ontology annotation, cellular component: lysosomal membrane. The record is from RefSeq and is a predicted model, not a curated record. Lineage: Eukaryota; Metazoa; Chordata; Chondrichthyes; Lamniformes; Lamnidae. Gene Ontology annotation, biological process: positive regulation of canonical NF-kappaB signal transduction. Bases 41 to 616 code for a protein of 191 amino acids. The transcript is spliced from 5 exons.